AUGCAACCAUCAGGAUCACAAUGUUCUUUUCUAUGUGAAUAUAAACCAAGGGCUAAGGAAUAUUUAUCUCAUUUUACGACUGCGAAUUUGUUUCAACGAGACCACUCUAAUUCUCACACCCCCUACCCUCCCCCUCUCUCUCUCUCUCUCUCUCUCUCUCUCUCUAUCUCUCGCUUCUCACUUUCAACACAUUUUAACUUUUCUCGUUUCCUUUUUUCUGAUUGUUUUCUACUUUUUUUAUAUCAUCCAGAUAUUUACUUACUCGUCAGCAUAUCUUUGCAUCUAGCUUCCUACUCCUUAAUUCCUUUUACAGUCUUUUCUGACCGGCAUUUUUUUUUUCUUUUUAGACAUCAACAUAUCUGGGAACACUUUUCGGUCAACCUCCUGGCUUACUUUUUUUUCUUCCGUUACAUAGAUUUUUCCUCUGACAAUUUUCUUCCUAUUUACUCAUCCAGAUAUCUGGGAAUUUCCGCAGUCAAAUUUUGGAUCUUAAUUUUUUUCCAAACUUCUUCCCAUUACCUCUGCUUUGAUCAUCGACUUUGUUUCUCAACUCCUUCCCACUCUUUUUAUCCCUCCCUUCCUUCCUUCCUUCCUUCCUUCCUUCCUUCCUUCCUUCCUUUGUUUGUUUCUUUCUUUUUAUCUUUUUUUCUUUUCCUUCCAGCCAGUUAUAUUACUUGUCUCUUCCCCUGCAUUCCUUCUUAUCAUAAGCCCAUAACUUUUUACAACAAAGGUUUGCUUUUUUCUUUCUUUUUCUUAUAA
This is a messenger RNA of Acanthosepion pharaonis, 759 nucleotides long. The record is from the annotation of a GenBank genome assembly. NCBI's taxonomy places the organism in Eukaryota, Metazoa, Mollusca, Cephalopoda, Sepiida, Sepiidae.